Molecule: messenger RNA, 1653 nt
Organism: Pongo pygmaeus (Bornean orangutan)
Lineage: Eukaryota; Metazoa; Chordata; Mammalia; Primates; Hominidae
Gene: KCNG4
Product: potassium voltage-gated channel modifier subfamily G member 4
Exons: 2
Coding region: 1-1560 (519 amino acids)
Biological process (GO): action potential; potassium ion transmembrane transport; protein homooligomerization
Cellular component (GO): voltage-gated potassium channel complex; membrane
Molecular function (GO): delayed rectifier potassium channel activity
Source: RefSeq, a predicted model, not a curated record
AUGCCCAUGCCUUCCAGAGACCGGAGCCUGCAUCCCAGACACCACCACUAUGGUUCCCACAGCCCCUGGAGUCAGCUCCUGUACAGCCCCAUGGAGACGCCGUCUGUCAAGGGCCUUUACUACCGGAGGGUGCGGAAGGUGGGUGCCCUGGACGCUUCCCCGGUGGACCUGGAGAAGGAGAUCCUGAUCAACGUGGGAGGCAGGAGGUAUCUCCUCCCCUGGAGCACACUGGACCAGUUCCCGCUGAGCCGCCUGAGCAAACUCAGGCUCUGUCGGAGCUACCAGGAGAUCGCGCAGCUCUGCGAUGAUUACGACGAGGACAGCCAGGAGUUCUUCUUCGACAGGAGCCCCAGCGCCUUCGGGGUGAUCGUGAGCUUCCUGGCGGCCGGGAAGCUGGUGCUCCUGCAGGAGAUGUGUGCGCUGUCCUUCCAGGAGGAGCUGGCCUACUGGGGCAUCGAGGAGGCCCACCUGGAAAGGUGCUGCCUGCGGAAGCUGCUGAGGAAGCUGGAGGAGCUGGAGGAGCUGGCCAAGCUGCACAGGGAGGACGUACUGAGGCAGCAGAGGGAGACCCGCCGCCCCGCCUCGCACUCCUCGCGCUGGGGUCUCUGCAUGAACCGGCUGCGCGAGAUGGUGGAAAACCCGCAGUCCGGGCUGCCCGGGAAGGUCUUCGCUUGCCUCUCCAUCCUCUUCGUGGCCACCACGGCCGUCAGCCUGUGUGUCAGCACCAUGCCCGACCUCAGGGCGGAGGAGGACCAGGGCGAAUGCUCUCGGAAGUGCUACUAUAUUUUCAUCGUGGAGACCGUCUGCGUGGCCUGGUUCUCCCUGGAGUUCUGCCUGCGGUUUGUCCAGGCCCAAGACAAGUGUCAGUUCUUCCAGGGGCCCCUGAACAUCAUCGACAUCCUGGCCAUCUCCCCGUACUACGUGUCCCUGGCGGUGUCUGAGGGGCCCCCGGAGGAUGGCGAGAGGCCAAGCGGGAGCUCCUACCUGGAGAAGGUGGGGCUGGUCCUGCGUGUACUGCGGGCGCUGCGCAUCCUGUAUGUGAUGCGCCUGGCUCGCCACUCGCUGGGGCUGCAGACGCUGGGGCUCACCGUGCGCCGCUGCACACGUGAGUUCGGCCUGCUCCUUCUCUUCCUGGCCGUGGCCGUCACCCUCUUCUCCCCUUUGGUCUACGUGGCCGAGAAGGAGUCUGGGCGGGUGCUGGAGUUCACCAGCAUCCCCGCCUCCUAUUGGUGGGCCAUCAUCUCCAUGACAACGGUGGGCUAUGGGGACAUGGUGCCCCGCAGUGUGCCAGGCCAGAUGGUGGCCCUCAGCAGCAUCCUGAGCGGGAUCCUCAUCAUGGCCUUCCCAGCCACGUCUAUCUUCCACACCUUCUCCCACUCCUACCUGGAGCUCAAGAAGGAGCAGGAGCAGCUUCAGGCCCGCCUCCGCCACCUCCAGAACACUGGUCCGGCCAGUGAAUGUGAACUCCUGGACCCCCAUGUGGCCAGUGAACAUGAGCUCAUGAACGAUGUCAACGAACUAAUCCUGGAGGGCCCGGCCUUGCCUAUCAUGCACAUGUAACUCAGCACCCUCCACGACUAUAUGGUAACCUCAACCCAUCACCCUGCCUGAAAAACACUCAAGGGUACCCCACAUAGACCACCUAGUGGUGUU